Naegleria gruberi is the source of this 5767-nucleotide messenger RNA. RefSeq lists its product as uncharacterized. Gene Ontology annotation, cellular component: vesicle; actin cytoskeleton; myosin complex. Gene Ontology annotation, molecular function: actin filament binding; microfilament motor activity; ATP binding. Lineage: Eukaryota; Heterolobosea; Eutetramitea; Acrasida; Naegleriidae. The coding region runs from base 14 to 5767 and encodes 1917 amino acids. The record is from RefSeq and is a predicted model, not a curated record. Gene Ontology annotation, biological process: actin filament organization; vesicle transport along actin filament. The transcript has 2 exons.
AACAAAACCACUAAUGUCUCAAGAAAACGAUAAUAUCGAAGUUGGUGACGAAAGCCAACGUCGUCGUAGAACAGCUCGUGGUGGCGCUGGUGCUGGAACCAAAUCAGCAGCUUCAGCAACUCUCUUUACAAAACUUGUUGAUGCUCAAUCAGAUGAAAGUAACUGGAAAGUUUCAGGUGCCAACUUUAUGUGGGUACCAUGUAAUGGUGAAGCACUUAAUGCUUUCGAAGUUGGUGAAAUUAAAGAACGUAAAGGAAAGGAAGUUGUUGUUGAAACAGAAUCAGGUGAUAAGAAGACACUCCCAAUUGAAGAAGUUUUCCCAAUGAAUCCUCCAAAAUUGACAGGUAUUGAAGAUAUGGCUAGAUUAUCCCAUCUGAAUGAACCUUCUGUGCUUUUCAACUUGAAGAAGCGUUAUGAAAGUGAUAAAAUCUACACAUACUCUGGUCUCUUUUUAGUUGCCGUCAAUCCAUACAAGAAUUUACCAAUCUAUACUGAUGAAAUCAUCAAGAAGCAUAAUGGUAAGAGACGUGAAGAUGCUGAACCACACGUUUUCACAGUUGCAGAUGUUGCUUAUAGACAAAUGUUACAAAAUCAAUUGAAUCAAUCCAUGUUGGUUACAGGUGAAUCAGGUGCUGGUAAAACUGAAAAUACCAAGAAGAUUAUCCAAUAUUUGACUGCUACAGCUGGUGCUUCACAUGGUGCUGGUAAAUUAGAAAACCAAUUGUUGCAAACCAAUCCAUUGUUGGAAGCUUUUGGUAACGCAAAGACACUUCGUAAUAAUAACUCAUCUCGUUUUGGUAAAUUCAUUGAAGUUGACUUCAAUGUAAGUGGUUAUAUUGCUGGUUGUAAGAUUCAACACUACUUAUUAGAAACAACAAGAGUUACUGCUCAAGCUGGUGAUGAAAGAAAUUUCCACUUCUUCUAUCAAAUCCUUUCUGAUGCUCAAGCUAGAAACAAGUAUCACUUGACUAAUGUUAACAGUUAUGCCUAUGUCUCUCAAUCUGGUUGUACUUCUGUUCCAGGUAUUAAUGAUGCUAUGGAAUUCCAAGAAACAUUGAAGGCCAUGCGUAUUAUUGGUAUCAGUGAAGAUGAAAUUGAUGCUACUUGUAGAAUUGUUGCUUCAAUUCUCCAUUUGGGUAAUUGUAAAUUUGUAAAGGAUGAUGAAGAUUUAUCCAUGUUACCAGAACGUUCACCACUCAAUACUGCUUCUGAAUUAUUGUGUGUUGAUCCAGAAGGUUUGGCAAAGGGUUUCAUGAAGCCAAACAUUAUUACUCCAACUGAUAUCAUUGAAACUCACGUCAAUGUUGCUCAAGCUGGUUUCAAUAGAUCUGCUUUAGUCAAGUCAAUGUAUAAUCGUUUGUUCGACUGGUUAGUUCGUUCCAUUAAUCAAUCUUUGACAUCAAAGGAAAAGAUUAAGAACUUUAUUGGUGUCUUGGAUAUUGCUGGUUUCGAAAUCUUUGAAUUGAACAGUUUUGAACAAUUGUGUAUCAAUUAUACUAACGAAAAGUUGCAACAAUUCUUCAAUCACCAUAUGUUCAAGAAGGAACAAGAAGAAUACUUGAAGGAAAAGAUUGAAUGGAAGUUCAUUGAUUUUGGUUUGGACUUGCAACCAACUAUUGACUUGAUUGAAAAGCCAUUGGGUAUCUUGGCUAUUUUGGACCAACAAACUUUCAUGGCUCAACAAUCUGAAGAAGGUUUGGUUCGUGAAAUUAACAAGAAUCAUGGUACUAAGAAACAAUUCAAGACUUCUCGUUUCAAUGAAAAGGAAUUCAUCCUUUCUCACUAUGCUGGUGAUGUUCCAUACAAUGUUGUUCAAUGGUUCACUAAGAACGUUGAUCCACUCAAUGAAGAUUGUAAAUCAACUAUGAUUGCUUCUGGUAAUACUUUGAUUAAAUCACUCUUUGAUGUUCCAGGAGAAAGAACCAAGGCUAAUGAAAAGAGAUCUGUUGGUAGUGCUCGUUUCAAGACUGUUGCUACAAACUAUAAGAAUCAAUUGAAGGAUCUUAUGGGAUUGUUAGAAUCAACUGAACCUCACUUUAUCCGUUGUAUCAAACCAAACAAUUUGCAAAAGCCAGCUAUCAUUGAUGAUCGUCUUGUUUUGCAUCAAUUGAAAUGUAACGGUGUCUUGGAAGGUAUUCGUAUUGCUCGUAAGGGUUAUCCAGGUCGUAUUCCAUAUGCUGAAUUCGUCAAACGUUAUGAUUUGUUGGUUGAAGAUAAACGUUCUUUGGAACAACAACCAAAUCUCCGUGGUAAGGCUCAAGUCAUUCUUGAUUCUAUCAAGUUUGAAGAAACCACUCAAUAUAAAUUGGGUGCCACAAAGGUCUUCUUGAAGGCCUCACAAGAAGCUCUCAUUGAAGAAUAUCGUGAAGCUCAAAUUUCAAAGAUUAUUGGUGUUGCUCAAGCUGCUGCUUUAGCCGCUUAUGAAAGAGUUGCUUAUAAGAAGUUGCAAGGACGUUUGGUUUCUAUCAAGUUGAUCCAAAGAAACUUCCGUGCCUACUUGAAGCUCAAGAAUUGGGGUUGGUGGCAAUUAAUUAACUUGACUCGUCCAUAUCUUAAGGAAUUCUCAAGUGAACAAGUCACUAAGAAGUUGAAGGAAGAUUUCGAACAACUCAAGAAGGAUCUCGAAGGUGAAAAGGAUUCUAAGAAGAAGCUUGAAACUGAAAAGAAUGCUCUCGAACAAUCUCGUAAGAAGCUCAUUGAUGACUUGGAAGAACAACGUAAUCGUUUGGAUACCAUGAAUAAUCACAUGAACCAACUCGAAAAGGAGUUGAAUGAUAGAAAGAGAGAAUUGGAACGUUCUCAAAAGGAUAACGAUGACAAGGACUCUGAAAUCACUCGUAACACUCAAGCUAUUGCUGCUCUUAACCAAGCUCAAAAGAAGCUCGAAGAAGCCAUUCGUGAUAUGAAGAAUGAAAUUGAACAACGUGAAAAGAUUAUCAAAUCUAAGGGUGGUGACUUGCAAAACAAGGAUUUAGAAAUUGAAACCUUGAACAAGAAGGCCAAGGAUUUGGAUAAGAGAAUUGCUGAUUUGGAAAAUAAUCUUGCUGAUUCUCGUAAUGAAAUCAAUAACAAGUCCAAUGAAAUUUCUAGACUCCAAAUGGAGCUUUCUGACCAAGGUAUUCAAUUGGAAAAUGAAUCCAAUAACCGUAAGGCUCGUGAAGAAGAUUUGAAGAAGCGUGAUAAGGACAUCAAGGACUUGAAGAAGGAAUUGACCGACUCUCAAUUGGCUGGUGAUCAAUUGGAUUCUGAAUUGAAGAAGACCAAGAAGGAAAAGCAAGGUUUGGAAGAAGAUUUGGACAAGCAAAAGAAGUCUGCUGAUAACUUGCAAAGAAAGUUAACUGCUACUGAACAAAGUGCUCAAAACUUGUCCAACCAAUUGGAUGAAGAAACUCGUAAGAGACAAGGUGCUGAAAAUAAGAAUCGUUCACUCCAAUCUGACUUGGAUAAUGCCAACUCCAAGGUUAAUGAUUUGGAAAACGCUGUUCAUGACAGAGAUGAUUUGAUUGCUCAACUUCAAGCUGAAAUCAACAAGCUCAAGCAAAGAAUUGCUGAUCUUGAAUCUGAAAACCAAAAGCUUUUGGAACGUAACAAGGAUCUCGAAAGAGAACUCUCUGAUACCAAGUUCAGAAUGGAUGAAGAGUUGAAGAACAAGAAUAACGAAAUUGAUCGUUUGAAGAAGCUCUCUGAAUCAUCAAAGGAUGAAUUAACUCUCCAAUUGAACAGAACCAAUGAUGAAAAGAAUGAUCUCCUCAACAAGUUGAAGAAGGCUGAUAAGGACUUGAAGAACUUGAAGAAGAACAAGGAUGAUCUUCAACAAGAAAAGGAUGAUGCUGAUAACCGUCGUAAUAAGGAUGCCCAAAAGAAGCAAACCGAUUUGGAAUUGCAAGCUGCCAAGGAUGAAUUGAACAGAACCAAGCAACGUGCUGAUCAAUUACAAACUGAUUUGGAUAACCAAAAGGAACGUGCCAACGAAUUGGAAUCUGCCCUUUCUGACACUGAAGGUGGUAAGAAUCAAUUGGACAACCAAUUCAAACAACUCCAAACUGAUUUGAAUAAUGAAAGAAACAAUGUCAACAAGUUGAAGACUGAAGCUGAAAAGCUCCAACGUCAAUUGGAUGAAGCUACUCGUGCUCUCUCUGAUAAGUCAUCUGAAUCCUCUAAUUUGGAUGCUAAGGUUAGAGCUUUGGAAGAAAAGAUCCGUGAAUUGACUGCUCUCUUGGAAUCUGAAAGAUCAUCCAAGUCUGAAUCUGACAAGAAGAAGAGCAAGUCCGAUAAGGAAAUUAAGAGAUUGGCUGAACAAUUGCAAGGUGUUGAAUCCCAAUUGAAAUCUGAAACUCAAAAGAAGAAUGAUGCUGAUAACCGUGUUAAACAAUUAGAAAAUGAAUUGAACACUGUUAAGAAUGAACGUGACAGAUUGAACAAGGAUUUGACUAACCAAUCUGGUGAUGUUUCUGGUGCCAAGAGACAACUUGAAGAAGCUAAUACUCAAAUUGCUAGAUUGAAGGCUGAUAUCUUGAAGCUUACCAAGGACUUGCAAGAACGUGAUGGUGAUAAGGAUGAAGCUGAUGAACAAUUGGACGGUUUGAGAAAGCAAAUUCAAGAUUUGACUUCUCGUCUUGGUGAUGCUAAUAACAAGCAACAACAAGAAGCUUCCUCUCGUCAAUCUAUUGAAUCUGAAAACAACAGAUUGAAGACUGAUAUUGCUCGUCUCCGUGAUGAUCUUGAAAAGGAAAACAAGAGACUCAAGCAAGAAGUUGAACGUGUUUUGGCUGAAUCUGAUAAUGACAAGAAUGACUUGUUGACUCAAUUGAAGAAGAUUCAAGAACAAUACUCUGAACUUAAGGAUGAAUUCAAGGAUUUGCAAAAGCAACCACGUGGUGGUGUUGCAGGUGGUGUUGACUCUGCUGAAGUUGAAAAGCUCAGACGUGAAUACGAAAUGCAACUUGCCCAAUUGAAGGCUCGUGUUGAAGAAGUUACUAAUCAACGUGUUGAAGUUGAAAACAAGAAGCGUUCUGUUGAAAUGGACUUGACUGAAUUGAAGACUCGUCUCCAAACUGAAGAAAGAUUGAGAAAGAAGGCUGAACAACAAAAGAAGUCUGCUGAAUUGGAAUGUGAUGAAUUGAGAGAAUUAGCUGAAGAAUCUGAAGAUUUGAGAGAUGAAUUGAAUCGUAACAAGUUAGAACAACAAGCUUUGAUUCAACAAUUGAGAACUGACUUGUUGCAAGAACGUAAUCAACGUGCUUCUGCUGAUGAAGUUUCUUCUCGUGUUAGACGUGAAAAUGAAGAAUUGAAGCAAGAUUUGGAACAAGAAAGAUCCAAGUUGGACGAAGCUGCUCGUAGAUUGAAGCAACAAUAUGAAAAUGAAUUGUUGGACUUGAAUAACCAAGUUGCCCAAGCCAAGAAGGAAAGAGCUUCUGCUUCUCGUGAACAAAAGAAGGCUGAUCGUGAUCUCCGUGAAUUCCAACGUCGUUUGCAAGAAGAAUCUCGUUCUAAGCAAGAUUUGGAACAAAAGUUGACCAAGACUGAACGUGAAAACAAGUUGUUGCAAUCUCAAUCCCAAUCAGAUGCCUCCAAGUUGCAAAAGUCUGAACAAGACAAGUCCAAGUUGGAAGCUGAAAAUCGUCAACAAAAGGACAAGCUCCUCGAAUUGCAAGAUGAUUUGGAAAAGUUGAGACAACAAGUUGAUAGUGAAAGAAAGAAGACUCAACGUCUUGCUCGUAAGGCUUCCCCAUUCUCUGCUAGUCAAUUGGUUGAUGAUCUCCAAUAA